This is a messenger RNA of Clunio marinus, 2302 nucleotides long. Lineage: Eukaryota; Metazoa; Arthropoda; Insecta; Diptera; Chironomidae. The record is from the annotation of a GenBank genome assembly.
GAAUUCGCAUUCUGAUUGAAGAAUAAAAGAAAAACUUGACGAAAAAGUUUCACCAAAUUUUGUUUAUUUUACAAAUUUUAUACUGAAAUUUAAUUUUUAUUUCAAAGCUUAAGUAAGAUCAUUCUGAUCUGAAAUUAAAUUAAAUCAAAACCAAACAGAAUUUUCAAUCUAAGCAAUAAUUUUCUAUGCGGUAUAGUUUAUUGUGACUUCAGUUUCUGAAUAAUUCGGAGCAAUGUCAAAUCUUAAUAACCACAAUAAUAAUAAAAGUGAACUAGAGAAAUUGUCAGAAGAAUCACUUACCAGACAACCAGAAGAAGUUUUUGACGUCAUAUGUAAGCUAGGAGAAGGUAGUUAUGGUUCUGUUUACAAAGCUAAGCAUAAAGAAAGUGAUCAGAUUGUGGCCAUCAAGCAGGUUCCUGUGGACACAGAUCUUCAAGAAAUUAUUAAAGAAAUCUCGAUAAUGCAACAAUGUGAUUCACCUUAUGUUGUGAAAUAUUAUGGUUCGUACUUCAAAAACACUGACCUAUGGAUUAUCAUGGAAUAUUGUGGAGCUGGGUCUGUGUCAGAUAUCAUGCGAUUACGGAAGAAAACACUAACUGAAGAUGAAAUUUCAACGAUUUUAAGCGACACUUUAAAAGGAUUGGAAUAUCUUCACUUAAGGAGGAAGAUUCAUCGAGAUAUUAAAGCAGGAAAUAUUCUUUUAAACUCUGAAGGACAUGCAAAGCUGGCAGAUUUCGGUGUUGCUGGUCAAUUGACUGACACAAUGGCGAAAAGAAAUACAGUAAUUGGUACCCCAUUUUGGAUGGCACCUGAACCUCCACCAUCCUUUCGAGAAAUCGAUCGCUGGUCACCUGAAUUCAUAGAAUUUGUUAGCCUUUGUUUGGUGAAAAAUCCGGAUGAAAGAGCAAGUGCAACAAGUUUACUCAAGCAUGAAUUUGUUUUAAAUGCUCGGCCUAAUAGUAUUCUGUCACAUAUGAUUGCUGAAGCCAAAGAAAUUCGUGAGAAUCAAAGCUAUUCGAGACCAAGUGUCAUUCUACAAGUAAACAAGCAAUUACAAAACCAAAUGGAAGAAUCAGAUGACGAACAAAACAAUGGAAUAUCCAAAGAAUUUCCAGAUUGUAAAACGUUAGUUCCCUUUAAAGAUGAUGAAGGUGAAUUAACUAUGAUAGCUCACACAGAUUGCAACACACUAAUCCCUGACACUGGCACGAUGGUUGAAUUACAAUCAAACUUAGGCACGAUGGUUAUUAAUUCAGAUUCGGAAGAAUUGACAAUGAAACGCCAUGACACAAACCCUGAUAAGCCGAAAUAUCGACCAUUAUUCUUAGAACACUUCGAUAAAAAAGAAGCUGAAAGCUGCAUACUCAGCGGUGGAAACAGCAAUUUCAUGAAUGAAGAGAAGGAAAUCUUACAAGAAGUGCCGAAAAUGAAAGUUCCAGCUAAAAAUAAUUCGCAACAAGUUCAAUUGCUUUUACAAAAUGCACCACCACCAGCAAUGGUGGGAUUAGAAGAGUCUCCACAGCUACAUGAUCAAUAUCUACAAGCAAGAUUAGAUUUUCAUUUGAAUCAAAUUCAGCAAUCAGCGAUUCAACCAAAUAUCAUUCAUAAAGUGCCAGUAACGACUUCCUCAUUGAUGCCAGAAAGCAAUGAAAAUAUUCAGAAUUUAAACCAACAAAACUUUCAAAAGCAACAGGCAGAGAAUUUAAUAAAAUUCCAGCGGUUGAACACUUUAGAGAGCGAAUAUGAGUUUUUAAAAUUCUUAAGUUACGAAGAGCUAGAGCAACGGCUUGCUAGUCUAGAUAAAGAAAUGGACAAGGAGUUUGAGGAAACUAAGAAACGUUAUAAAGUUAAACGAAAACCAAUUAUUGAAGCCAUUGAAGCAAAACAACAGAAAAGAAAACAAAAAAUCGAAGAAUUUUAAUUCUUUCUUCAUGUCGUUGUUUCUCCAUUUCUUCUGUCUCAUUAUUAUUGAUUAUGGAAAAAUAGAAAUCAUUUUUAAAAGUGAACCUUAAAAAAUAUUUAAUAUCAAAUCAGUAAUUAAUUUAGCAAUAGAAGACUUGAUGCUUUUUAGAAUUGAAUUUAAAAGACUUCAAAGAAAUAUAAUCAUAUCUUGAAAUUAAAAAGAAAGUUAUGCUAACAUCGAGAAUGAUUUUUUCUUCUGUUGAUCCAAAAUUAUGUUCCCAUUUCUAGGCAGUGUCAACAAAUUAUUAAAUUAAUAAGAAUUUUCUGUAAAUAUAUUUUUAUAACAUCAUAUCUACAUACAUAAGUAAAAACUGAGUAAAGAACUUUGAAACAUUAAAUA